Siniperca chuatsi (mandarin fish) is the source of this 9699-nucleotide messenger RNA. RefSeq names its product UPF0606 protein KIAA1549. The record is from RefSeq and is a predicted model, not a curated record. Lineage: Eukaryota; Metazoa; Chordata; Actinopteri; Centrarchiformes; Sinipercidae.
UCUUUAAUGAUUAGUUAUUAAUGAUUGGUUAUUAAUGAUUAGUUAUUAAUGAUUGGUUAUUAAUGGUGGUUAGUAGGUCUUACUAAAUGAAAGUGUGUCACAGUUUGUGUUUCAGUUCAUGUAUAAAUAUUCAGAUUUCAGGCAGCUGAAGAAGAUAAAGAGCUGAUUUCUACACAAACUGACUGCUUUUGUGUUUUUCAUGUUUCACUUGAACCUCUGCAGACUAACAGCUGGACUCUCAGUCCGACCCGGAUCCUCCAGCUGAGUCCAGGUUCUGUCAGGGUCAGUCGUGAUUCUGCGGAGCUGAUCCCAGUCCAGCUCUGAUGAAACGUCUCUGUGUGUGAGGAGAAAGAAAACAAGAUGUCGUUUGAAUUGUAGAUUUGGACCAACUGACGCUCGGCGGCCGCAGGCGGAGCCGGGUUGGACUGGUACCGAGACCGGACGUGCCCUGAAUCUGACAGAUCAGGCACCAGCGCGGACGGGACCAGUUCUUUUAUUUCCGUGAAGACAUGUGGAGGUGAAGACUGCGGACAGAGAGGAGGAAGGUCUGAUUCUGCAGGGACUCUCCGCCUCCUCCUUCCCCGCGCAGGGAGCGCGCCGCGGUUGCGGGAGACGCGUGACGCGCCCGAACCGCAUCUCCAGGAUGGCAGGUCCUCCUGACGGGCCCUCGGCUCUCUGUAUCGGGAUCAGACUGGCGGCCCUUUGAGGACGAUGGACCCUGUGAUCCCGCCGGGCUCCGGCUUCAGGACCAGGACCAGGAUGGACCCCAGAACCUCAGAGUGCAGACGUACACUCGGUGUGAUCCUGCUGGUGGCCGGCACACUGGUUUCCAUGGUGACAUCAAGCUCACCUGCUGCAGGUGUGCUGGACUUCAACAGGACGGCAGAGUCUCCGUCACGUCCUUCAUCACCAUCAUCACCCUCCUUCUCUCCUCCCAGACCCCCAGCCCCCAGCCCGCCCUCAGACUCUGGUUACCACGGUAACAGUGGUGGCGCAGGCUCAGCGGAGGACUCAGACUCUGGUGCUCAGGGGAUCCACCUCUUGCUGAGACCUCCAGACCUCUUGUCCCCUAGCCUCCCACCGCCCCUCCCACACACCCAGCCCACCCUCACCCCUCCCCCCCCCUGGGAGCAGGGCCCCUCCUUGGAGGAGGCCUGGGGCUCCGGAGACUACCUGGAGACUCUGUCCUUCAUGGUGCCCGAAGGCGAGGAGCUGGCCCUGGCCACACCGCUGCUCAACCAUCCCUACGACGAGGACGCCGGGGGGGACUGGGUCUCCUAUGACACUGCCUUCCUUGCCCGUCCCACCCUUCCCCUCUCCUCCCACCUACCCCUCUCCUCCCACCUACCCCUCUCACCCUCCUCCUCCACCCCCAGCAUCCCCCUGCACACUCGACCCACCCAUCCGGAUGUCUUCCCCGCCUGGGACGAGGACUAUGACCUGGAGGACAUGAUGCCUCUGGAGCCGACGGAGCUGCUGCUGCCGGACAUGAACAGUCUCGAGUACUACACCAACCUACUGGCCCGGGAGAGGGAGAGAGAGAGGGAGAGAGAGAGAGAGAGGGAGAGAGAGAGGGAGAGGGAGAGAGAGAGGGAGAGAGAGAGGGAGAGAGACAGGGAGAGAGACAGGGAGAGAGACCAGGACCGGGUCAACCUGUCUGACUCAAAACCCCCCAUCACUCCCACAACAACCCAAACCCACCGUUCCCCUCCAUCUCCGUCCCCGAGCUCCGGUCCCCCUCCUCCAGGAGGGGAGCCAAAACAUCCCCUGGCGGGGCCCACCCCUCCUCUCACCCUCUCACCUACUGUCACAGGUGAAGAUAAGUUAACCACCAUCAAAACUCCUUCCACCCCUUCUUUUGCUCCAAAACCCAAAGACCAUGCCCCAGCCCCAGACAGACACCCUCCUCGUCCCCCUUCCAACACCACUGGCCGGGUGCCUCCCCCUCCCCCGCUGGGACCGCCCACUCGCCCCGACAGACCGGAGAGACCUCCAGUGAUCAUAGAGAAGCCAGCGAAGGCUCCACCCACCAGGACCACCACCACAACCAAGGUGACGACUACGACCUCUGCCAUCACCACCACCCAGAUCACAGCCAUCAGCCUGACCAGAGCCCCCCCGGUCACUACGCCCAGAGUGGCCCAGACCCCGCCCACCAGACAGUACCUGUGUAAUGUCACCAAACCGGAGAUGUACCUGGUCAGAGUAGUCAGUUCGAAAGGUUCGUCGGCAGGUUUCACUCAGGUCAGAGACCUUCUGAAGAGAGAGUUCAACCGCUCAGUGGAGCUCCAGUUCCUGAGAACUCCGUCCAGUUUUGCCUUCCGUGUUGUGUCAGGACCGUUGAUCUUCACCGCCAUGUCCGUCAUCAACGCUCUCCGCCAACCGCCACGCAGCUCCGGCCCCGUUCCCACCGUGUCAUCGCUCUACACCAUACCUGACCUCAGGUACCAGGUCCACUCUGUGCUGCAGUUUGUCCCCGCCCACGUCGACGUCAGGGUCUGUAACUUCAGCGAACGGGUCGAGAAAGGGCUGAUGAUGGCGUACGCCGAGACACGGAGACGAUCACACGAGGCAGGAAACAUCACUGUACAGCUGCUGAACAUCACCAUGGGCGUGACCCGGCAGGCGGCGGAGCACAAGGUUUCCGUUGACAUCACCUUUGCUGUGCGUGAUGGACGGGACUACCUGCCGGGGUCAGAGGUCAGCGAACACCUGAGGAAGCUCAGCCUGGUCGAGUUCAGCUUCUACAUCGGAUUUCCUGCCCUGCAGAUCGCAGAACCUUUCCACUACCCUGAGCUGAACAUGUCUCACCACCUGCGCUCCACCUGGGUCCGUACAGUGCUGCUGGGAGUUCAGGAGCAGCUGGUGGCUGAGAGAAGUUUUAAAGCUCGUCUGGAGAGACGUCUGGCUCUGCUGCUGGAGGAGGGACUGCAGGGAUCCAGCAGGAGGCGCUGGAGGAGAGCUACAGCUGUGGGCAACAACAGUCUGCAGGUGGUGCGGGUGGCGAGGCUGUCGGGGGCGGAGCGCCCCCUGGAGGUCUUUUAUUUCGUGGAGGGUCCGGGUGGUGAGCGGAUACCAGCCGAGGCGACGGCGGCCACCCUGAACCGUCUGGACCUUCAGAGAGCCGCCAUUGUCCUCGGACACCGAGUCCAGAGACCGCUCGCCCAGCCCGUGGAGACUCUGUCCGUCCCUCCAGCAGAGACUCAGAGCAGCAGUAUCUGGCUGAUCGUCGGCGUGGUCGUCCCUGUCCUGCUGGCCGUCUUCAUCAUCAUCAUCCUCUACUGGAAGCUUUGUGGCUCAGAGAAGCUCGAGUUCCAGCCGGACGCCAUUAACACCAUCCAGCAGAGGCAGAAGCUUCAGGCUCCCAGUGUGAAAGGCUUCGACUUUGCGAAGCUCCACCUCGGUCAGCACAGUAAAGACGACAUCAUGGUGAUCCAGGAGCCUGGUCCGCUGCCCGCCCCCAUCAAAGAGGCCACGCCGUCCGACGGGGGAGACCUCAACACCCCCAAAUCUAAAGGAUCGUCCACCAAGGCAGCCCGGUCCAGCCGCCGCAGGGGCAGGCUCAGCCCGUCAGACGGCGACUCGUUAGGCAGCGACCAAUCGAGCGGCAGAGAAUCAGCAGAAGAAAGCACCCGACCUGUGGCCACGCCCUGUGAGGGGAAACAGCACAGGAAGACGCCCAAAAAUGGGAGGAGCAAGAUGGGCAGCGGUCCAGACGAGCUUCUCUCCUCGUCCUCCAUCUUCGACCACGUCGACCGUCUGUCUCGCGGCUCGUCUGAUGGCAUGCGUCGCCAGGCCAACAAGGUGCAGCUGAUCGCCAUGCAGCCACGACCAAGCCCGCCACACGCCCAGUCCCAACCGAGCCCCACCCUCACCGAAAAGGUCAACACAGAGGUGGCGCUGAGACACAAGUCAGAGAUCGAGCAUCACAGGAACAAACUUCGGCAGCGUGCUAAGAGGCGUGGUCAGUGUGAGUUUCCAUCCAUGGACGACAUCAUGGACGCAUUCGGAGAUGGACCAGUGCAGGGCGACGUGGCGCAGCGUCUCUAUAGCUCCGCUCAUGACCACAUGGACUGCAUCCUGCAGGCCGAUGCCAACUCACCCCCCACCCCCACCGACUCCAGGAGGAGAGGGAGGCGCUCUCCUCGGGGUCGGCGGGCUCAGCCAGGACCUGGAAGUCUUCCUGAUACAGACAGAGACCGGCUACUCACCGAACAGAGCGCCACCUACAGGAAAUACCCAGGACUCAACAACGUGGCCUACAUGUCGGAUCCUGACCUGCCCCCAGACCACGGCAGCCCGUCUCCUACCGACGAGGUGUUUGACCCGGCCCCGGCCCCACCCCCCUACAUGCCCCCCCAGCCCUCCAUUGAGGAGGCACGGCAGCAGAUGCACUCCCUCCUGGAUGAUGCCUUCGCCCUGGUGUCGCCGUCCUCGCAGGGCAGCGCCGGGGUGAGCGGGGUAAGCCCUGCUCUGCCCAGCCCCUCCCCCCAGGCCCGCCCCCCAGGCAGGCAGUGGGGCUCUUACCCAGCAGCCCCUUCUCACAGCCCCUUUUCUGCAAGAUACGCAGAACUGGGAAUGUCUCCCACAUCAGUUCAGGGCCUGCUGCAGAGACAGGGCCUCAGCUCAGGAGGGUAUGUUUCUACUGGAGACCAGCUGCAGGAGUCGGUUUACUCCAGCAGGGGGCAGUACGAGGACCCCCCCUCCUCGUCCAGACCGCGACCUGUAGGAGGCAGCACAGGUGCGCAGCUCCACCACUUGACCCAGGUGGGUUUGUCCAGUCAGAUUGGUGCAUACCCUGGGGUGGGUCGCAGCAUGUCUGGUCCCACUGGCUCCAGCUGGAAUCAGCAGCACUCAGACCAGGACCUGUCCAGACCAGGAGUCAGCAGAGAGAGUGUGCUGUCGUUUCCUGAGUUCUCCUCUUCCUCUGUUUUCCAGAUGCCCAGCUCCUCGUUGCGGGACCCAUCGGCUCCACCUCUUCUCCUGACCUCACCGACUCCAGAGUACCCGCCUGAGGAUGCCUCACCCUCUGCCCACACCUCCGCCUCCCUUAUAAAGGCUAUCAGAGAGGAGCUGCGACGUCUAGCCCAGAAACAGGUUGCAGUAACCAGCUACCCUUAGACUGGUCUGGACCUGUUUGGAUCAGGACUCAACUGGUUUCAACCGUUAUUGUUUUAAACCACUCAGAGGCUGUAAGGACUGGAUUGAAACCAUAAAACUGACUGAUCUACACUCUCACUGCUAAAUCCAAAAUAACUCUGGACCAUGAUCUAUGUCUGGGGAAAAAAAGGACAGUGGUGUUAAAGACCUUCGGUACUUUACAGGGUCCCGUCUGUGUGUCCAUCAUCCAUCAGCUCAGUGUUUAUUGGAUGGGAGUUUGACUCUUCAUGUUUCCAUUGAAGUGCUUCCUGAAGUGGAUCAGUUGAUCAUCAUCUUCCUUCCUGAACUUCUGGAGCGACAAUUCAUUCCUGAAAUUCUGGAUUGGAUUCUCCCCCCUGAUCGCCUAGAGUGGAAUGUCCUUCCCGACCGUAUGGAGUGGAUGGUUCCUUCAGACAUUCUUGAGCUGAUGGUCCCUCCUGAUCUUCUAGACUGGAUCAUCCCCCCUGACCUUCUGGAGUGGCAAUUUAUUCCUGAACUUCUGGAGUGGAUCAGCGCUCCUUAACUUCCAGAGUGGAUGAUCCUUCUUGGAGUUCUGGAGUGAAAGGUCCUUCCUGACCUUCUGGAGCAGAUCGUCCAAGAAGAUUCUGAUCCUCUGAGGUUUCGGCUCUCCUAGAGUCCUGGAACGGAUCAUCCUUCCUGGAGUUCUGGAUUGGAGUAUUCCUCUUGAACUUCUAGAGCAGAUUCUGGAGUCGAUUGUCCCUCCUGAAGUUCUGAAGUGGAUUGUCCCUCUGGACCUUCUGUGGUGCUAACCGUCAGCCUCAUACCAUCUCCUCAUUGACCACUUAUUGCCUUCCACACUCCCAUCAGCCACAGGGAUUAGGUCUCCGUUCAUAAACCAUAUCAAUGAGGUCUUUGCACUGUCGACAGCUGGAGGUGGCGUACAGUUCCUACAGCAAGGGGACGCAAAAUAGGAAAAAAAGUAUAUAUAAAUAUCUAUAAGAAUGAAUAUAAAUAUCUGUAAAGAGAUAGAAUACCAAUGAGCACAAUAUCAAUGUAAGAGUAAUUAUUGGAGUAUUGAGAUGUUACUUAUUUUUUAUUGCUUAUAUAUGAAAGUAUACUUUAAAUCCUUUAUUUUGAUCAAAAAAAGACCAAACUACUGUUCUAUGGUUAUAUUCCUCUUGUGUUUGAGCUCGCUGUAGAUUUUGAGCCGGCGCUUGUUUCUCUGUGGAGACGUUGCUUAGCGUAGCUGCUCGCUCGUGUGUUCAUGUAUCGUGGCAAUGAAAAAAAAAUGACGCUAAUGCAUCACUUUGAUAUAAAGUUUUUCAUCGCUGAUUUGUUGCAUCCAUCAAUUUGUGGGCAGAACGCUAUAGAUGAGUUUAUUAUAUGGGUAAAAAGUGUUUCUGUACAGGGGCAGAGAUAGGAAGCCAGUCAUUCAUCACAACCAGAAACUAAAGCUAAAGCUAAAAGCAGACACAUCAGCUCCCCCUGGAGGCUGUAAUGUUCAUUGCUCCCAAGAAAACAGAUUCUUACCACUAAUUGUACGUCAUCAGUGUAGCUGCGGUAGGAGAUGCCCUUCAACUAUUUCUUAUCUGCCUAAGAGGCAGCAAGGCAAACAAAAUAGGACCCAGGACAGAACCUUGGGGCACACCACAACACAGAGUUGCAGAUGAGAAAUUACAACUAUUAACAGUGGCUGCCUCAUUAGCGUGUCCGAGGCUGUUAUGUUCAUUACCAUUCUUUAUUAGUAGUGAGAUAAAAUUGUUAGGUUUGUCCUGAUGGUGGCGUAAGAGGUAAGGUCAUGUUGUUACCUAAAUCAAAGGGUUUAUUCUCUAUACGGUGGCCUUUUUAGGACAUCUCAGACUCAAUUUUUCGGCUUCUGGAACAUCUGGACUGGACUCAAUUGUCUUUGUCCGUCUACAGUUCAAUAAUAGAUCCUUUGCCUCCUUUUUCUUUUUCCUUCAGCGUGUGAAGGUAAAAAAAGUUGAAUAUUUGCUAUGAAGAAAGGAGUCCAGGUUAGGAAGAUACUGGAAUGUCCUAAUCAGGUUUUUUAGUAAUAAUCUCUGUCUGAAUCCAAAUGUCCCCCCUUCAGAAUUGUGAACUGAGCCUUCACUAACUUCGGUUCUAUGUAUGUUGACAUGUUCACCAUCAUCUCAUCAAGUUUGCAAGGGGGCUAGGCUGUAAGGGGAUGAAAUGUACUCAGAGACAUAAUUCAAGUUCCUCAUCCUGUAAUUAUCCUGUAAUCCCAGUAUUUUUCUGAAUGGCUCUUAGCGGUAUUGACAUCAGUUUUUUAUGCAGGAUGGAUAGGGGUAUGGAUAGCUGGUUCAAUUUCCGUUUCUUAAAUUUGAUGAAACCCAACAUUUACCUGUCUAAUUCUGAAGAUCAUAACAAACUAAUUAAAUUAUUAUGAUAAAGAUAAUGAUUAUUAUUAGUAGUAGUAGAAGCAGUACUAUUCCUUUCUUUUAUGUCAUGACCAUUUUGCUAGGAACUAUGAGUACUCUUCUGAGUGAAGUCUGCACCCCAGAAGGACUCUCUGGAAGUCUACAGAAGUCCACUUGAAGCCCCUUGCAGAAUUGAACUGUAGAUUUGGACAAACCUUGGCACUCAUGGACUUCCCAGGAGUCGUACCAUUAAGUCCAUAAGUCUUCAAGUGUGGGGAACUCAUUUUGAUUCAGCCUUUAUCUUCAUUUGCUGUUUGUACAGCUGAAUGACUGGUUCCCCCCUCGGCUGGUUGGCUGUUUUCUCUUUAGUGUUGAAGUGUGACGUGUGAAGAAGUUGGUCACUCGUAAAAUCUGGUACGAGAGGGUUUGUUUGCCGCUACUCUCGGCUCUUCUUCAGCAUGUUUGACUCAGUUUGGCGCUUUAGCUACUCGUGAUGUUCCAGUUAAUGUUCAUUAGCAUGCUGCUAAAAGAUGAUAAAAACAAAGUUUUAAAAAGUAAAGAGUUGUUUCCACAUCAAGUUAAGAGUGAGCAAAGAGUGAUUAAUGUGUGACAGUGCCAUAAUACCAUCAUCCAAACAGUAGAAAAAAUACAUCAUAUGAAACAUCAUGUUUUUUUGUUUUGGAUUUCCAAAAGAUAUUUUUUAAUCUAAAUAAAGAUGGUUACAGUAAACAGUGUAUAAAUGAAAGUGGAUAUGAUGUUGAAUAGAAAACAUAAUAUAUAUAAAAUAUUUUAUCUGUGAUUGCUCUACUGAACAGACUCAAAGAUCUGCCCGGCAACAGUGCCAACACAUCCUUCAUGGACCAGAAACCAACCGCAGAACUCUUCACCGGCUGGAGACUUUCUGAUUGGACCUAGCACCUAUCAGUCAAGCUGUAGGACUUGGCCACACCUACAGGGUCACUUGGUGCUAAUUCAAUGACUCGAGGUGUGUCUGAUACUCGUCAGAUCACACACAAAACACAAAAGAAUUUAAAUCCUGCAGGUGUCGUGAUUGAAAAGAGAAGUUCAUCUUCUCACAACAAACUCUGGAUUCAAGCUGCUGCUCUGCAGGUUUCACAAACUUCUGAAUGUUUCCUUAAAUGUUUUCUAUAGUUUCAGAGUUUCUGUGUUUUCUAGAUCUGUGAUCCUCAGUGAGAAUCCAGCAGAUGACCAGUCGCACUGUGGAUGUUUACUCAUGACAAAACUACUAAUUCACACUGGAAUCACUCUGAGACUCACCUGGUACUAACAUGUACAGAAAGUUAUAUUCCUUUAAUCUUGCACACAAGAUAUCAACUUGUGUGCAAAAGACAUUAACUUGUCCAAACCAGAUACUAACUUGUCCAAACCAGAUACUAACUUGUCCAAACCAGAUACUAACUUGUGCAAACAAAAUACUAACUUGUGCAAACAACAUAUUAACGUUUACUUACAAGAUAACUUGUGGCAACAAGAUAAUAACUUGUUAUGGAUCUUGUUCUUUCCUGUUUGCACAAGAUACUAACUUGCACAAACAAGAUACUACUGUCUGCACGCAUGACAGUAACUCAUGCACACAAGUGAUAUACACUUGUGCAAACAAUAUAGUAACUUUUGCACACAAGAUACUAACGUGUGCACAAGUUAUCCUUUGUGCAUAAGAUGAAAAGUCCAACUUUCGGCGUUUCCAUAAACAUCUGAUCUGUAUCUUGAUAUCCGAUCUAAAUCAGCCGACCUGGCAGUAGUACUCGCUACUAUACUGCGAUCUGUAUUUGGAAGUUAAAGCAGCUCUUUACUUUUCAGAUAAUUUGAGUGAUUAGUUUUGUCAUAAAUGAACUUCCACACAGGUAUUGCUCUGAGUCGAACCACAUUCCUGUUGUUCCUCUCUGGACUUUGUUCCAACACGCAGCUUCACUGAAACCCAGACCAGGUGAGUGCACAUCAGGUGUGAUCCAGGUAAUUCAGUGAUGCUGCUUCGAGGAAACAGAGCCUGAAGGAAAGGUUAUUUUAAUGUCAAAUCAGUGAUGCGGGAACACUGCCAGCAGUCUCACCUGUUCAGCAGCAGCCAGGUGAGUGUUCAGCUGAUCUGACUGUGUCACAUGACAGGACCUGUUCUACCCAAACUCCGUGUGAGCUGCAUCCUGUGGUGUUUCAAGUCUGAAAGAUUGUGUUAACAAAUUAAAGAGAUGUGUUCAAAUUCAAA